UAUCAUACAUAGGCAGUAAUCGUCGGGAUUGAACCACACCAUCCAUCCCCCUCUACCGUGCCCUACCCAUACCCGAGCCCAUACCUACUGACGAAUCUACAUCUCGCAUACCUACUCAUGUAGGUACUACAUAUGUACCUAGGUAUCUAUCUAGGUACAUAGCACAUGCGUAGAGUGGGCUGAUGCUACCAUUCUCGUCACUUGCCGGCAAAUUCAACGCCUGGCUAAACACUCUUGGAACGGCUCUUGGCCCGCAUGGAUGCGCACCUCUGCACACCUCUACAGCUAGCUGUACAUGUGCAGAACAUGAGAACAUGCGUGAGAGAGAGAGAGAGAGAGAGAGUGUGUGUUACUGUCUUCAUGUCACAUAGUCGCAUUCAGGGCCAGGUCCUGGCCUCGACCGACGUAACCCAUGGCCAGACAUCCCAACCCACUCGACAUCGAACAACCACUUCAUAUGCGGUCUAGGUAGGAAAGCCAUCCUCCCCUCCUCACCCACCCCCAGUCCGUCCACCCCUCUGCCACUGUUGGUGAGAUUCAAAGACCCCUGAAUCGGCGGCACACCGAACCGAUUACUUACCCGGCAUGCGGUUGCUUGGAGGGCCAAGACUGCGUCCGAUCGUCUGUAUUUCGAUAUCUUCGACCACCACAACCACCUGCCGCUCUCCAUGCUCGUUUCUCCACUCAUUGUCCGUCGGCACUAUUUCUCAUAGUUUCCAUACCAUCGGGCCUAGUAAUCUCGGUCCUGCAUCGGGCUGUGCGCUCGCUACUUAUACCACCAGCUCUCGUCGUCCAGGUACUACCACAUGCUCUCAGCGUUUCUUCGCGACUCAACAACCCCCAGCGUCAGCGUCCUUCACCUCCUACAGGAUGGCUUCCACAUUCGCUUUGCCUAAACUCCCCAUUUUUGAUGCCAUAUCACGACACGACCCUAAUUCAACGGCUAUUGCGCAUUGUCUUUCUGGACGUUCAUUUAAAUAUGGCGAGCUGCUUCCAGAUGUUUGUCGAACACGCGAGCAAAUAUACGCUGCUGUGGGCAAGACGGAUAUCCGUGGGGAGCGCAUUGCCUUCCUCGUAGAGAAUGGCUACGACUAUGUUGUGACAUUCCUCGCCAUACUUGCUUCGCGCGCAAUUGCAUUACCUCUUUCGCCACCAUUUCCUGCACCAGAACUGCAGUAUAUUCUCACUCAGUCUCAGGCAUCUUUAUUGCUUCAUUCUGCCAAGUUCGCAUCAAAAGCUAAAGAAGUGCUCACAACACCAUGGCCUGAACUUUCGCCUAAUACAGACCCUGAGUUCAAGCCAACCCUCAAGGCAUUCGAACUGCCCAAGUACCUAGGGCUGGGUCGGGAUAAUGCCACUUUUGAUGCUGUUAAAAUCAUAGAGGAUAACGACACUGAGGGGGCGGGCAUGAUGCUGUAUACAUCAGGGACGACGGCAAGGCCAAAGGGGGUUCUAAUCCCCGAAACCGCUCUCACGGCACAAAGUCGUGCGUUGAUCGAAGCCUGGAAGUACACCCCACAAGACAGGCUGCUGCAUUGCUUGCCCUUACACCACAUUCACGGUACGGUCAACGCCAUCAUUACACCUUUAUUUGCGGGAAGUGUAAUCGAGUUUCUCUUCCCUUUCAAUGCCGAUACUGUAUGGCGACGUUUUGCGAACCCGUUCCUCGAAUCUCCAGGUUCGAACAUUAUCGAUAGUGCCCAAAAUAUCCCAGGAAAGCCUCUUCCAUACAUAUCGCUACCCAGUGCUUUGAGUCGUACAGUCUCGGAAACAGGGAGCACAGGUGCUACUACUCCUGCUAGUAUAGAGACGGGACUGCCACCAGCGGAUACAAGCAGGAUAAGUCAGAUUGCCGCCGAGAUAUAUGGUAUCAUUCGGUUAGCGUCUGGGUCAAAUAACCCCGAAACAACCGGCGUGGCUCUCUCGCUUCAGGAGUCGGCGAGAAUCAGCCAACUAGCUAUAGACUUGAAUGGAGUGGUCCGCCCACAAGCCACUCGUUCGAUAACAUUACCCAAUGGGACAGUGACCUCAAAUGGUACAACAACCAAUGCGGCACUGGAGGAUAAAUUCGCCAAUAUGUGCAGGGAAAAGAUAACGUUCUUCACUGUGGUGCCAACAGUCUAUACUCGUCUUCUGUCUACACACAAGACGCUGCCUCCAGGAAUUGCCCAAGCUGGUCGUAUCGCUAUAAGUCCUGAACAUAUGCGGGUCGCCAUAUCGGGUUCUGCCGCACUCCCGACGCCGGUGAAGCGGGCCUGGAAAGACCUUAGCCGAGGUAACGUGCUCCUCGAACGCUAUGGUAUGACUGAAGUGGGUAUGGCGUUAUCCUGUGGUCUGGAAUUUGACGAUCGCAUUGACGGUAGCGUGGGAUGGCCUCUACCAGGUGUUGAAGCGCGCCUGUUCGACACAGAUACGAAUGAAAUCAUCCCCGAAGACGUAGUUGACCGAGCGGGUGAGAUCCAACUACGUGGUGCAAAUGUAUUCCGCGAGUAUUGGGCCAACCCCAUAGCCACUGCUAAAGAAUUCUUGCCUGCUGGUGAUGGCAAGCGUGCCUGGUUCAAGACAGGUGACGUCGCAGUGCGCCGGAACGUGCCCGCACCCGCCGGCAGCGCAGCAAGUGGAGAUUGGGCUAAGGGUCCCAUGUAUUUCAUCCUAGGACGGCAGAGCGCAGACAUCAUCAAGUCCGGCGGUGAGAAGGUUUCGGCAUUAGAAGUCGAACGUGAACUGUUAUCGUUGCCCGAGGUUCUUGAGGCGGCGGUCUUAGCAGUGCCGUCAGGCAAAUGGGGACAGAAGGUCGGUGCCGUUCUUAUUCUCGAUCGAACCAUCUGUCCCGAGGGCUGGAAACCGAUGGAUAUGCGCCGAGCCCUCAAAGGCCGAUUGGCCAAUUACAAAAUACCCCAGGUCCUGAGGGUUGUCGACCACAUCCCCAGGAACGCCAUGGGCAAGAUCAACAAGAAGAAUCUCGUCCGUGAGGUCUUCUCGGACGAUUUCAGUGGGGACGAGAUGUGAGUUCCCGAACAUAGAAGGAGGAUGAGUAAAAAUCAAUAGAAGGGCGACUUGAUCACUUGGUAAUGUCCCGGGUCGCCUACUGUAAAGUACCUUAAACCAUCUCAUAGGUUUAGGUUUGGAGGGGUUUUGGACGCUUUGGAGAUAUACAUAUUGCAUCUGAAAAUGGGGAGCAUCAUAUACCUAUUACUAACCUACCCGCUUACCAACCUGGCUGCCUUGAUACCUAGUUCUGCAGGACAACUUCACUCAUCUGUAUAUAAUAUUAGCCAGCAACCUACAUAUAUCACAAUUCCACAUGCCUAGACCAACUUAAACACUGAAGCCCAUAUUCUACA
Xylaria bambusicola is the source of this 3344-nucleotide messenger RNA. Its product is annotated as AMP-binding enzyme-domain-containing protein. Gene Ontology annotation, molecular function: medium-chain fatty acid-CoA ligase activity. The coding region runs from base 586 to 3009 and encodes 807 amino acids. The record is from RefSeq and is a predicted model, not a curated record. Gene Ontology annotation, biological process: fatty acid metabolic process. NCBI's taxonomy places the organism in Eukaryota, Fungi, Ascomycota, Sordariomycetes, Xylariales, Xylariaceae. The transcript is spliced from 3 exons.